AUGUUCGCUACAAGAUUAUUAGGAAAGAGUGCUUUAUUGGGCACCACCAGUACUAGGAUGGUGUUCAGGUCACAAAUGGCACGUUACAUGAGUACUGAGACCAAGAAAGCUAUUGAAGGUGCUAUUGCAUCUGCUCCUGUUGUUCUAUUCAUGAAAGGUACACCUGAGUUUCCACAAUGUGGGUUUUCUAGGGCCACCAUCUCGAUGCUUGGUCAGCAAGGUGUUGAUCCAGAGAAGUUUGCCGCAUAUAAUGUCUUGGAAGACCCAGAGUUACGUGAAGGUAUCAAGGAGUUUAGCAACUGGCCAACCAUUCCACAGCUGUAUGUUAACAAAGAAUUUAUCGGUGGUUGCGAUGUUAUCACUAGUAUGGCCCGUUCUGGUGAAUUAGCAGAUGUACUGGAAGAGGCAAAUGCAUUAGUACCAGAAGAGAAAGAGGAAGGAACUGACUAA
Molecule: messenger RNA, 450 nt
Organism: Nakaseomyces glabratus
Lineage: Eukaryota; Fungi; Ascomycota; Saccharomycetes; Saccharomycetales; Saccharomycetaceae
Gene: GRX5
Product: monothiol glutaredoxin GRX5
Cellular component (GO): mitochondrial matrix
Source: RefSeq, a predicted model, not a curated record